GGCACAUGCAAAUGAAUAUCGCUGGCUUUCACGAACAUUUCACCGAAUAUUUCCGAUCUAGGGACGACUUUGGUUUCCCCCCUAGGGCCUUUCUAUUUACUUACUAACCCGGAGCUCGUUUGAUCAAUUUCAAAGUGUAGAUCUGGUACAAAAGCCGCGAUGACUUUGUUCCUCAACGGUCUUGCUUCCUUUCGACGGACGAACGAAGUUCCGUCCGGGUCAUACCGUACCUAGUCGCAGAAGAAGCCCUGCGUCGCCAGCUUGCUCAGACACAGCUUUGAGCUUAUAAUAUACCCUCCCCGCGCCUCUAUCUAUCAAGGCUAGAACGGCAGAGCCACCCGACACAGACUCGGAGCUACCAUACCGGAAUCAACGUGCCUUUCAUCUAUCAAAUGGAACGAAGUUUGACUUUAGAUAGCUCAACCUCGGAAAAAUAUUUUCGAAUAGCAUCCAUAUCCAUCGCGUUUUACGACCAACCGUCAAUUUUCCGUAUCAGCCUUGCCUGCGUUUUGUUUAUUCUCAUACGCUAUGUCAGUGUCCUGGUCAUGAUACUCAGUAAUUAUGGAUACUUCGCCACCGGCUUUACCCAACAAACGUGUCAAAAUUACUAUCUCGCGGCGCCUGCCUUCAAAGUUAUGCAAUCUAUGAUAUCACAGGUCAUCCUGGGUGUUAGGACAUUCAAUAUCGCAAGGAGAGAUAGGAGGAUAGGAAUUGCACUGUUACUGCUAUACCUCAUCUCCAUUUCGGUGGAAUGGUUCACUGAUCUAUAUCACCGGAUCCGUAAGUUCUGGCCUAUGUUUCAACCCUUGAUCCUCAUGAACCAUAGCUGCACCUCGGCAGAUUCUGGCAAGACAUUGUCUGCCUGGCUCUACUACCUCGCUGCGAUGUUGUAUGACCUCGUGAUGUUGACGGUUUCCACCACACAUCUUCUGCGUUACAAUCCUCUCAGCAGCAAAGUAGGUCGAUUGGUACGAGUCCUGAUAUAUGACGGUAUUGGAUAUUUUAUCGUGUUGUCAGCGACAAACCUAUUGAACCUCGUUCUUUAUCAUACGACCGAUUCGGAGACUCAGGAGAUUCGCUCAGAAUACUUCACUAGGGCAUCACUUGGUUAUGCUGUAACAUGGAUUAUGAGCCAACGGAUCCUCAUAAAUAUACGAGAAAUGUCAGAGCCAGACCCUCGACGCUUAGAAACCGUGGUCGUCGCGCGUCCCACACUCAGCAGUGGGCGGAAGAACGUGGUGUCCGGCCUCCGCUCACAGUUUGAAUCUAAAGGCCACUCUAAAAACUCUAAAAGCCCCAUCGAUCCAGAGUUCCCGCCCACAUCAUCUCAUAAUGGGCAUCCUGACGACGUGGAACUCGAUAUACGUGUAUGCGUCGAGCGCUCGGUGAAGGUGGACUAUGAUUAUGAGCGUUCGAGUCCGUGGGAUAAGCCGACGAUGAAAUGAACCUGGAGGCACCAGCGCCUAUCAAGUCAUGCAUAUACCCGUGUUCAGUGCUACUAUGUAGUAUUGUCACAAGUGCCAUGUUCGUGCAAGUUUCAGGUGUUGGAUAUAGGAUACAGAAUUAGGAACUAAACAAUGCAGUUUCAACGGUGGAGUUACAGUCCAGGUACUUUUAAGUGAAACCGCCGUAUAUAUACCAUCUGCAUUGCUACC
This is a messenger RNA of Suillus subalutaceus, 1655 nucleotides long. RefSeq lists its product as uncharacterized. The transcript is spliced from 13 exons. NCBI's taxonomy places the organism in Eukaryota, Fungi, Basidiomycota, Agaricomycetes, Boletales, Suillaceae. The record is from RefSeq and is a predicted model, not a curated record. Bases 393 to 1445 code for a protein of 350 amino acids.